CAGCUGUUAGAGCAGCACCUGUCUGUCCUCAGCCCGAACACACAAACACAAGCUGCUUCUGUUAACUACGCUUCGCAGUGCAAUGAUGGUCGGCUAACACACAGAGAGUGGAUGCUCAUCACGUGACCGUCUCAUCCGCCCAUCAUCACCAUGGAGACCAACAGCUAUGUAUUGAUCCAUGGGAAGAACAUCUCCCACAACACCCCUGUGGGAUCUGCUGCUGGGCCCCACAUGUCCAUUGAUAAGCUGUUUCCGGCCCUCCUGGAGUGCUUUGGCAUCAUACUGUGCGGGUAUAUAGCAGGCAGAGCUGAUAUCAUCACACAGAGUCAGGCGAAGGGUUUGGGGAAUUUUGUUUCUAAAUUUGCACUUCCAGCUCUGCUCUUUAAAAACAUGGUGCUGUUGGACUUUGGAGAUGUAAUAUGGGCUUUCUUCUGGAGCGUCCUGGUUGCAAAGGUUGCAGUGUUUACGCUGGUCUGUGCACUAACACUCAUGGUGGCCAGUCCAGACAGCAGAUACAGCAAGGCCGGUCUUUACGCCAUCUUUGCUACCCAGAGUAAUGACUUUGCCUUGGGAUACCCGAUAGUUGACGCUUUGUAUCGAAGCACAUAUCCAGAAUAUCUCCAGUAUAUAUACCUAGUUGCCCCAGUCUCCCUCAUGCUUCUCAAUCCAAUCGGCUUUGCCCUUUGUGAGGUGCAGCGUUGGAAGCAAACCAGCCACUCACAGCGCAGCAGCCUCGGCAUUCUGGGAGUUGUAGUUUUACAGGUGAUGAAGAACCCAAUAGUGUUCAUGGUGAUAGUGGGACUCAUCUCCCACUUCGUCCUGGGCCAGCAGAUUCCUGCCGUGCUGUUAGAGUUCAUAGAUGGUUUAGCCAACUCUUUUGGAGGCGCAGCAUUGUUUUACCUCGGCCUCACUAUGGUCGGCCAGCUUAGAAAACUAACCAGAGAUGAUGGAGUGGCCUUGAUACUCCUCAUAACAGCCAAACUCCUUGUUAUGCCGCUGGUUUGCAAAGACAUGGUGGAUAUUCUGGACGUUGGGGUCAACAGCACCAGUGCCAACCACACAAGUUUGUCCAACUUUGCUUUCUUGUACGGAGUCUUCCCAACUGCACCCAGUGUGGCCAUCUAUGCCGGACACUACAACCUGGAGUUAGAGGUGGUAACAUCAGGGAUGGUGAUCAGUACAUUUCUGUCCGCACCAAUCAUAUACGUGUCAGCCUGGUUGUUGACCAUCCCUUUAAUGGACCCGACCCCCCUGGUGACGGAGCUGGAAAACGUUAGUUUCAACAUCAGCAUCAUCUGCCUCGUAGCGCUGGUGUGGACCAUCGUGGUCAUGUUGCUCAGCAGGAAGUUUAACAGACUUCCUCACCUCUUUGUGCUGAAUCUUUUCCUGGCUCAGUUUUUAGUUUGCAUCAGUAUGAUCUUGUGGAACUUCCUGGUCAAACAAGAGGACAACCUCCUCGGUAAAAUCCUCACCUUCACGUUGUUGUACGGGUCUCUGUACAGCACAUACGUCUGGACAGGUUUAAUCCCUCUGUGUUUGGCUCUGAUCAACAGAGAUGAUCUGCUGAGGCUCCGGCCAGGAGUUUUCAUGGUUCUGGGUUGGGGUGUUCCCUUCCUGAUGGUCGGGGGUCUGCUGAUAUUAGGAGAGAGAACAGACACCAUCGACUCAGCCUUCUUCUACGGCAGAGCUCAGAUCAUCACCUCUGCAGUGGUUCUGGCUGUGAGCCUGGUCCUUGGUGCCAUCUCCCUGAUGGGUCUCAGCCAGGGUGACAGGCAGCAGCCCGGCUACCAGGCCCUGAACAGAGCGGCCGUAACGGCCGUCACUGACGAGCAGAGAGCCCCCGGAGGCCUGGAGGAUCCACAGCAGCAGACCAAUGGACAGACGGCUAACUCACCUGCCUGCAGCAUUAACUCAGAGCUCCACGGUUUCUCUCCUCUUCAGAACAUUCCUGACAUGAUAGCCAGCACGCAGAGGGAGCACUCAAACAGCACAGGCCACGGUGGGGCGGCGUGUGACGCGCAGCCGCAGAGUUCGUCGGCCUCCGAGCAGCCGCUGAACCUGCCCCCGCCUGGACCUCCGACCACGGACGACAGACAGAUCGUGAGACACGUCCUGCUCAGUCUGCUGCUCAUCGUCAGCCUGCUGGCGAACUUGUCCAGUUGUCUGUGGUGGUUGUUCAACAAAGACCCAGGAAGACUUUACCUGGAACUGCAGUUCUUUUGCGCUGUAGCGAACUAUGGACAGGGUUUCCUGUCGUUUGGGAUCUUUGGCCUGGACAGACAUCUUAUCAUCUUGCCGUUCAAGAAGAGGCUGCUCAGCCUGUGGCAGGGCAGAGACGGCGAGGAGCCCAGUCCGUCCGCCGUGCCGGAGGAGGUCAGACUCACCUGUACACAGUUUGUCCGAUACCACAAGGAUCAGUGUGUGCAAGACAUCGUACACACACGCAGGUUUGGAGGAGGGCUGGAGGAAGAUUCAACGUCCCAUCAUAUCCAGUACCUAAACACAAACCAGGAUCUUGAGGAGCGACCUCACCACCAGCCACAAAAUCUGCACCAAAAUCCCACUUCAGCCGACUCCGGUGACCGGGCUGCACUCGUGUCCGAGUCCAGCCCGGCGGCCGGGGACCAGGCAGGCGUCUCCACUCUUAAUGCACAUGAGGAGCCACAGUCUAAUCAAGCUCACGAUCCUGCCCGUCCUCAUCUUCUACACCAGCAUGAUUUAGAUUCGAGCCCGAUGCUGUUUCGAGGCAGCGACCUGGUGGACUGGCUCGUGGAGCGAGGACUGUGUGCUGCCCGAGCCGAGGCCCGGCUCUACGGCGCUCGCCUGCAGCAGGGAGGAGUGAUCCGAGACUUGACGGGCGAGCGCGGCUUCGAGGACCAGCCCGCCCUGCUGUACCACUUUCCAGAAGGGAGAGAAGAUCCCAGAACAUGUGACGAUGGCUGAGGUUGAGAGAAUGGAAAGGAUGAGAAGUAACGAGCUUCACAAGCAGCAGCCGCCGCUGCUGCGAGCCAUAGCGGAAGUGCCUUACGGUGCCGUUUUUCCACUGCUCGCUGAACACUGACUGAAUUGUAUGAGAGUUGCGCAAAUCUCCUGCAGAAUCCCGUUUUCUCACAUAGAUCUGUAUUUUUGAGGAGCAAAUGUUUCAUAUUUGUCCAAGGCCACUCCUGGUAGUCAAGUCCAAAAAUGAGCCCAACCACCAUGAGACAGUAUUGCAGGUAAGAGAGGUGAUUUAUUAAGGAAAACCAAUAAAGGCAGUCAUCAAUCACUGUUUUUAAAAGAAAAGGAAGCUUCCUGCUUACUGGUAGUUUGACCCCUUACAGCCAUUUUUGAUUUAUAUUUCUUUUUCUGAUUGAACUGAUGGAUUUAUUUCUGGGGGAGCCAACUUCAACCUGCUUCCAAGUUUUUCGUUUUUUUGACAGAGUGCUGUAUACCAGCAGAUUCCUUAAGAAUGAAUAUAAAUAUUUUUAAGUAAACCCUGGCCCUCGUGACGUUUGUGGGCCGGGAGUGAAAACACUAAACGACCUGGUGGUGCCGCUGACUAAAACUGGCUCCAUUCUUGCCCUAGAUUUAGUUUUCCUUCAAGUGUCAUAAACCCCCCCUGGAUUUUCCCGUUACUGUUUUGCAUGCUGCUGCUGGUUCACGCUGACGACUUGCAUGACUCAGCAGUGCGGCCGUCUGCUCAGUGCGGAAACCUUUGCACCGAACAACCAUGUUCCUCACGUCUUUAAUUAUGCAAGUCACUAGAUAUUUCUAUUGUGGUAAAGCAGCAGAAGAUCUUCAUCUUCGCAUCUGUCAGUCUUUUUCUCACUUGUUUAUUUAGGCAUUGUGUAAAAGGAGCUGAGUUGCCUUUUUAACCAGAUCUGGCUUCAGCUUGGUGAGAAAAUCCAUCCCUGGCCAGACUUUAACUCAAUGAUUAUUCUGCUGCUGUGUUGAACCUGAAGUUCAGAAGACAAAAGCAUGCAGUUGCCAUAACAACACGCAUAUCGGUUCAUUUUAAAGGCCAAUAGUGCAGUUGAUAAUAGUAUUAUUCUCUUUUGUCAAGAAACACUACUUGUUUACAGAUGUGGUUUGCCUGUCUGGCUGCUGCUGAUUUGCUAAAUCCUACAAUGUUUACAGGAUGAUGUCACGGUUGUACGCAUAUAGAAAAUACCAGACCAGGGAGAAGCAAACGCUGGCUGUGAAGGAGAAAAUGUGUUGCAUUUUCCUUCUUUUUUUUCUUUGUCGAGGCUCGUCCACAGUAAACGAUCAGUACACAACAGCCAGAUUUUUAUUAUUUCUAUGAAACGUAAGCAGAUAUUCACGUCUGAGAAAAACUGUGGUAUAAGGUGUAAGACGGUAAAUGUUUCCUUCAUCAAAGGUCUCCCACAAACAUGCAGGUGUAGUUUCAGUGACUGUGAAUCUUUAGUUUUGUUAACAUCAGAUUUUCGUUUACAUUUGUUUUAAAAAUGUGACUUUUUUGUUUUGUUUUUUCUUGACUACGUGAGUCGAUGUGAAGGUGUGCGUUUGCUAAAACUGAGUGUGUGCACGGGGGAGAGAUGUUAGGGUGAGGUGCGUGUCGUCACACGAGUGUUACACUGGACCUUUUUGUUUACAAAGUGUUUGUAUGAGUCAACAACAGCAAAAGCACGAUUUAAAAUAUUGUUUGCAUCCGAAAGUUCUGCACUUCACCGUCACCAGACAAACAGAUGUUGAUUCAGUUGUAAAAUCAUAUUUAAAUGUGUCCCAAUAAAAGCAAAAACAGACAAUAAAGAUUUUAUUGUGCAUCUCACACACACACACACACACACACACACAAAACUGAUGAUAUGCAACAUGAUGGAUUGAGGAAAUGAUUUGAAAAGACUGUUUUCCCAGCGAUUUGGUCAAAGAGAACACAAAUCUGCUCCUCCACUGCACAUGAAGCCCUUAAAAACUGACACGCACAAGAUAAAAAUACUUCAGACUGAUUCUGUAGUGCGAUGUUAAAGAAAACCCCUGAUUUAUUUAUUUAAUGUUACUUAGUUAAAACUGACCUAACUGCAGAUAA
This is a messenger RNA of Cololabis saira (Pacific saury), 5026 nucleotides long. RefSeq names its product G protein-coupled receptor 155b (gene gpr155b). Lineage: Eukaryota; Metazoa; Chordata; Actinopteri; Beloniformes; Belonidae. The transcript has 20 exons. Bases 151 to 2943 code for a protein of 930 amino acids. Gene Ontology annotation, cellular component: membrane. Gene Ontology annotation, biological process: transmembrane transport; intracellular signal transduction. The record is from RefSeq and is a predicted model, not a curated record.